Molecule: messenger RNA, 2429 nt
Organism: Ectocarpus siliculosus
Lineage: Eukaryota; Phaeophyceae; Ectocarpales; Ectocarpaceae
Source: the annotation of a GenBank genome assembly
AUGGCGGCAAUGACAGGCGGAGCGUCCGCCAUGGAGACCGGAGCGGCGGCUCCGAAGUCGACAGCGGUGGGCACGGAAGAGAUCGACUUUGCUGUGGAAGCGGAAAACCGAGGGAUGAAGCUUGUCUCCUCCACCCGGGAGGAGAACGGAGGUGUUGUCCUCACCUUAGACCUCGGCAAGGGCAAGGUUUUCACGCUGAGCGGCGUUCCUGGGAGGGGACCGUUCUGCGUGUCGACGGUGCACCCCUUCCUGCUGGACGGGCUGUUUGUGGAGAACCUCGAGGAGAUUCAGGCUCAGGCCAGGCGCAUUCAGGAGGUGAUGUCGGCGGCGGCGGAGGUGUACAUGUGCAUUUCCGGAGAAGGGGAGGGCGAUGACGAGGAGGACGGAGAGGACAAGUACGAGUACGACUACGGUGGGAUGGAGAUGGAGAUGGACGACGAAAAGGCCAAGAGGUCAUUCCCGACUCAGGAAGGCGGCUCUGUUUUUGAGGACACGGACAUCAGCCAGAUGCUGUCGGGGAAGGCGAAGAGCGGGGCGGGAGCGAAGAGCAAAGCAGCGAGCGCAAACACGCGGUUGAUGCGCGACUUGUCCCGGCUCAUGCGAUCGGACACGAAGAAGCUCGGGUUUUCUCUCCAGCUAAAGAACGAUGACGCGCUGCACGAGUGGAAUAUCAACCUCUUCGGUUUCAGCGAUUGCCCCUUGGCAGAGGACAUGAAGCGGUUGGAGAAGGAAAAGCACCUGGACCACGUGCGCUUGAUGAUGAAGUUUAAGGACGAUUACCCGUUUUCGCCACCGUUCGUGCACAUCGUCUACCCGCGCUUCAAGCGGUCCACCGGGUACAUCAUUGACGGGGCAUUCUGCAUGGAGCUGCUCACAAAUCAGGGGUGGACGCCGACGAACGACAUCGAGAGCGUGGUGGUGCAGAUCCGAGCCCAGAUGGUGGUAGGUAAAGCAAGGAUCGACUUCGACGCUACCUCUGUCACCCAGCCGUACUCAGAAGACCGUGCGAAAGCGGCGUUCCGAAGUGCAGCCAAGAUCCACAAGUGGGCUAUCUCCGAUCCUUAGCUUUUGGCCUCAGGGUUUGGCAUCGAACACCGGGGCAUGGUACGCUGUGGUAUCGGGCGGGUAUCCCCCGGCAGCUCAUGGACAUGUGUCUCACGGAGUACGGGUAGGUCUCAAGUCGGAAGGUCGCGAUUAUUUUAUCAUUUUCCCUUGGAUCGGUAAUCGCCGACUUGCAUGUCAAUAAGAAGGAGUGCGUUUGGAUGGCCUUGCACCGGCGGGGGGUAUAGCUUGCCGCAACAUCAAGAAUGGCGGAUUGAUUGGUGUGUGUGUGCGUGACCAGCCUGUCUACUUUUUGUCGUUGUCCUUGCGUUUGCGAGCCAGGGCAUGGGCAUCAUCACCAAUGGGAUGUCGUGCUUUUAGACGGGCAGCGUUGCAGCGAAGAACGCACCAGCAGCCCUCCCAUGGCUGUGGACGUGGACAGAGCAAGAAAAACCGACGGCAUGAGUUGUAAUAAUGUGGUUGGUGUUUGUGUAUUUUCUCUGUUGUUGCGGGGGGCGGCGGCGGGGGCGGGGGGGGCAGAUGGCCUGAACUCGGCAUCAGCUAUACUUGUCGAGGGGGUUGGAGAUGGAUUGGGUGGGUGUUGUCGGGGAUUGGUCUGUGAGUUUGGCUCUGUUCGACAGCACGCUUCGUGCCCGCCGUGAGCAUGGCGCUGUCCAGGGAGAGCUCACAGACAGAUGGGAGAGGUACUUACACGUUUUGCAACACUUUUCCCACGUGUGGUGUAGAGUAUCGCACACAGCGGCAACCAAUCCUACGAUAGAUCUGAUUCGUCUAAAGAUACUUUCGUUGUGCUUUUGCAUUAAACAUGUGUGUGCGAUACAUGUAAAUUUGCGUCGAACGCUUUUCUGAGGCUGCUCUCGGGUAAGGGGGUGGGGGAGGGGUGUGGAGGCUGUUGCCGGACUCGGUCUUCUGGGGUCAACAUCCCUGUUUCGUUUCUCUCUCUCUCACAACUUUUAGAGUUGAUUUUCUUCUAUCUUUUGGCAGCUACGAUCCGGUGGAGUCUUACGCGGCAUGACUAUUAUACUGUGUUGUUCAGCCCUUUGCGUCUCACGGACGAUGCUUUAGGCAUUGAAAGUUUUGCGACGGUUGCUGUGGUUGUGUUGUUAUUGUUGUGGUCGUUGUUGUUGUUGUUCUAGUUGUGUUCGUUGUUGUCUCGUACGCUGUGUUUUAGUUGGAUGGGCGCUUCGGGGGGGGUAGAGAUGCGAAUUACAUGUUCGCGCAAGAUCGGGUUUUCAAGAUGUCACCCCCAACACGUAGGCGAGAGUGUCAUCUUUGAUCGUGGGUACUGGUUCAACCCCACGGAACGUGGUCACUGAGCCGGUGGUUCUUAACUCGCGUCUUCAGGGGGCCUGAGCCACAAGUGCUCG